Mercenaria mercenaria is the source of this 5298-nucleotide messenger RNA. Its product is annotated as C-C chemokine receptor type 1-like. Gene Ontology annotation, biological process: G protein-coupled receptor signaling pathway. The record is from RefSeq and is a predicted model, not a curated record. Lineage: Eukaryota; Metazoa; Mollusca; Bivalvia; Venerida; Veneridae. Gene Ontology annotation, cellular component: plasma membrane. The coding region runs from base 121 to 1278 and encodes 385 amino acids. Gene Ontology annotation, molecular function: G protein-coupled receptor activity. The transcript has a single exon.
UGUUAACAUUCGUUCUACAAUAAAGACAGAGUGAUAAAAAAAUUAAUUUACUUGGUAAAUACUGUUGUAAGAUUUUGGAAAAGUAUUCUUAAAUAGUAAUAAUUAAAACAGGUUGGAAUAAUGAAUGAUUCCACAAUGGACAUAGCUCAGACAAGUUUGAACGAUUCUAAUGACACAAAUACAUCGAGAGAGAACCAAUAUUAUGGAAGCAGUGUUUUUGACUUACUUCCUGUUUCGUACCGCAAUGCUAGAAUUUUCCUGUAUAACUAUCUUGUGAUAAUAAUUUGGAUCGUGUCAAUACUUGGUAACUCUCUGGUCAUUUUAGUGCUGAUGAAGAAGAAGAAUCGUGGCUUUUCUACAUCGAUUUAUCUGAAAGGUUUGGCAGUAGCAGAUUUGAGCCUUAACACUUCAAACACAUUCACUCUCUACUUUCUAGCGCAUGGGUAUAUCAAGCCUCCAACAUCCGACGCCGACUGCCAUUACCGAAACGUUUUUUCAUUUGCUAUUGCAUACAUAGCUACCUGGAUGCUCGUGGUUAUUUCUCUUGAAAGGGUAAUGAGCGUCUGGAUGCCAUUCAAAGUCAAGCGCCUGUGCACAGCGAAUACAGCUUAUAUCGUCAUCGUCUUCACGUGGAUACUUUUCCUAGGACUUGCUUUCUUGCAUGAGAGAUUUAUGGCCUACUCUAGUCUCACCUGUCAAAUAAAAGAGGAAUAUCUUGAACUAUACGUGGAGUAUGUCAUAUGGGUUCUGAUAACAGUCAAGUAUUUUAUACCAUACGCCAUUAUUCUCGUGUGUUCUUUUAUCAUUAUGUCAACACUUCUGCGCAGAAAAAUUAGAAAACACAGCACUGAAAAAAGAAACAGAGGAACGUCUGUCAACAUCGCCUUACUAAGCGUCAACAUAGUUUUCCUUCUCACUAAUUCCCCCUACAUUUUCUUUUAUCUUCAUACGGACUACGGUUUUUUCGACCCAGAUAUAUACCUAAGCUAUGCUUAUUACCAGUUCUGGUCUGUUUACUUAAAGGUUGUGAAUGAUUGCAACAGCGCUGUCAAUGUAUUCGUUUACUUUCUCGUUGGUUCGAGAUUUCGUGCCGAUGUGAAAGAAAUGUUAUUCGGAUGCAUUCCAAACGAUCGGGCUGGUAUAAUGAAAGGAAUUCGUAAUGAAUUAAAAACGCGAAGCACCACUCUUUUGCCGACAGAAGUAAGUGCACAUGCCGAUGAUUUGAUUUCUUCAACACCUAAACUAAUGCGCCGGCAAGAAUCUCAAUUCAGUAUAUAGAAACUACUUUACCAAAAUAAAAACAUGGGUCAGCGUUAUUUUAGGUUUUAAGUCCGGCGAGUGUUUGCAUCAUACAAAAAAUGACAUAGACAUUUUGCAUUCGACAGUAGUUUCCAGGCUGAUCACUGCCAAGUAGAAUUUAAGCCUCCGCUGGUCUAGUCACAAGUAAUCCAAAUAUAAAAAGUCCUAAUCUUUUUUUCCUUUCCGAGUGCCUUUUCUCAACAGCAACGUGUUUACUUUUACCCUACCGCAUUUCAGUAUGUAUCACCUUGCAUUCGAUCGAAAUCGGCAUGUUCCUAUCGCAUGCUAGGUAAAAAUUGCGGCGUAAGAAUUUAAUGUCUCGAAAAGAGAAACUGAAAGAAACGAAAAGUAGUAAAUUAAGUGGGUUGUAUUUUUCUUAUAUAAAAGUUAACACCCCCAUUUCAUUUCGUUUUUCUAAAGUAGCGAUCUAGUUCUUUUAGGGAAUAUAAGUCUCUGCAAAUCGGAUAUGCUUGAAAAUGUCGAAAAAGCCGUUAUGAAGUAAGUGGAUUUAUAUGAAAUAAAGAACAGCCGGAUUUCGUGGUGUUCAGCCUCCAGUGGUUUUACUAGUGCUGGUAGAAUUCGUCUAGUGUUCCAGGCUACAUAGAACUCUCGUGUCGUAUAUACGAGGUUUUAAUGAAAAAUGUCUAAAUUCAUAAGGUAGGCCUACGUUACGCAAGAAAAAUAAUCUUUCAUUGUCUGGAGGUGCGGAUAUAGGAAUUUGAUCAGGUACAUAAUCCCCCGCAAAUACAACAUGUGAAAUAGUUUUAUAUUGUUGCUCAGACUCAGAAUACUCGUGUCAAGAAGAUCUAACAAAACAGCUUUGAAAUACCUGUUCAAUACUUUUGAUAAAGAUUAUGCUAUUAAUAUCUUUAAAGAACAAAACCGGAAGGGUAUGUACUAAAUAAGGAAGUUAUCUAUUGACUAGUACGAAAUAUACUGAGCGCAUUUAUACUUUGCGACGUCUUUCUUGUGUAUGAACACGUUUAAAAAUGUCGGUGCGAGUAGGUAGAAUAGAAGCUUUUCAUACUCAAAGAAAACGCGUAACGUAUUUUUGUAGUUAUUUUUCGUUUACUUUCUUUUAAUUUAUAUACAAUUGCGUUAGAUUCAACACAAAAAUAUAUAGAAAUAACGGCGGCGUUCUAAAGUCGCCUUCGUCGGUCGACGUUAUUUAUACAGCUGUGUUACGUGAGUGGCACGUUAUUUAUACCGUUGUGUGACGUGAAUGACACGUUAUUUAUGUCAUUUGUGCGACGUGAGUGGCACGUUAUUUAUACCGUUAUGUUACGUGAUUGGUAUGUUAGUUAUACCGUUAUGGGACGUGAUCGGCACGUUAUUUAUGCCUUUGUGUAACGUGGAAGGCAUGUUAUUUAUACCGUUGUGUGACGUGAAAGGCACGUUAUUUAUACAGUUGUGUGUGACGUGAGUGGCUCGUUAUUUAUACCAUUGCGUGACGUGAGUUGCAUGUACGGUUACUUCUAAAAUACAAUCCAUGGAAGAAAACUGUAAAUAUUGCUUUAUUAUUCUAUUUAGUAUAUGUCUUGUGUCCAGCUAAAUAUAUUGUAAGUGUAUUGCAAUUCAUUUUAAUAUUAGGUGUGUGAUAAGUUUGUAUUACUGUAGUGUUCUGUUUAUUUGUACAAAUGUACAAAUAUUUUAUGGUGGUAUGACUAAAAGAGGUAUUUGAUUAUUUGAAGCUUAUGACAAUUCAUUUCUUAGUGUCGUCACUUUUUAUCUGUAAUUUGAAUUUAUAUGUGUGCUAAUUGUUUUUAUUAUAAACUACUUGUGUUGAUAAUACUUUUUAUGGCCAGACAUUUUUAAGGUUUGAAUGAGAGUUAAAAUUAAUAGUUUUCAUGCUAUUUUCACUGUGUGUACACGAUUGGAACAUUUUUAAAGGGGGAAAUACGAGCUGAUAAUGCUGUUUUAUACACAAUUAGAAUUGAUUGUAUUCAAAUCCUAGUUUUUUCAAGUUUUGUCUUUUUUUCUCCAAUAUUUGAUGUUUUUCGGCUCAUUAGCUUUGGAAUUAUAGUUUACAAAUUUUGUGUUUAAAUGUUUCAUUUUCAAUUAACCCUUACCCUACUAAAUUUAUGUAAUGAACUUGCCCAUCAUUCAAUUUAGGCAGUACCAUUUGUUCGAUUUUCUUUGACAUGAUCCCCUCAACCAGGUAUAGAAUUAAAUUAAUUGUAAAGUAUUGGAGAUUGGGUAGGAGAGGAUGCGGGAAGGGAAAUGUCUCUGAAGUAGGUGUUACGUAUAGCUUGGGACAUUGUUCAAAUAUGGCGACAGAAGCAGGCAUUGUAUUCCUUUUAGUUUCCAGUACCUUUUUUGUAGUUAUAAGCUUAUAAUUAGUUUUGUUAUAUCUGAAUAAGAAGCUUUUAAAAACGUAUGGGUGUGUAUAUACCGUCUAAAUAUAAUAUAAAAGAUAUCAGCUUUUGACGAUUGUAAUAUACUAGCUUUAUCUGUUGUUGUUUUCUGUAAGAAUAUAUAAUGUUGCUUAUAAUUCUUUGUUGUACAUGUAGUUCAUGACAAUACCCCGGUAUUAUAUUCAUAUAACAUGCUGUUGCGUGAAAGUGCAUUUAAAAUGUUAACGUUAUGCCUUCAAGGACUUUAAAAUGCAUUUAAAACGGUACUUAUGUCAUUCAUGCAAUUUGUAUUUAAAUACACACUUUGAUAUUCUCUUAUUAUUCGUUUAAUCUGAUCAAAUAUAGUGGUUUCGUUUGUGUCACAUGAAGCGUGGCUUCAUGUUCUUUCAAAGGUUUGCUCGAUUGCAAACGUAUGCGCUACCAUUUCCGUUUAAACUUUACCUCGCUUUUCUAAAACGGACCUGUCCCUCAUUCAGUUUGGGCAAUACCAUUUCUUAUUGUAUUUGAAUGGGUGUUCUUUAAAAAAUUACUGCAGUGCAGGUCACGAUCAACCUGCACGGACGUACAGUCUGCAUUUGUUGCAAAGGCAGAAUCCCUGCCGCCGUCAGGCUGAAGGUUAGAAUUAAUCCUGAGUUUCUGUAUAAAGUCCAUAUGUCUUCACAUAAGUAUGAUUAUUUUCUCAAAACUUUUACCGAAACGCUUUAAAGCGACAGUAUGAAACACUAUCAAGUUAUUUCGGUAUGGACGGGCUGCGGCUCCAGGGUUCUACAUUUACAUCAUCACGCGGCUGUUUUGAAUUACGUCAACGUUAAAUACGAUGGUGUAUUGCUCGUGAAAAUCCAAAUAACCUUUCUAUCGUUGAGAAAAAAUCUAGAUGAUUUGUAUAUUUUUAACGAUAUAACAACUUUAUAGAUAUUCGAUAAUGAUUUUCUAUGACGACAACCAAAUCGCUGUAUAUCGAAUUAAUCUUGUUGGAAUAUAAGGAACAUGAGAGGAAAGCACGAGUCGUUUAGCGCAAAAAAAAACCGCUUUCAAUACCUAUAUGUAUUAUGCAUAAUUUAUACACACAUGGGCAUUUCUAUCACCUGGAAAACAUUUUGCAACCUCUGUUCUAUACAAGAACGAUAUGCAGCCAUUUUUCAAAAAAAUCUAUGAAUAUCCAAGCACCGGCGGUGUUAAACAAUUUACUUUUUGUUCAUUGUUUUUAUUAUAAGAUAUGAACUUUUACUAAACGCUUGAAAAUUUUAAGCGUUCAAAAUUGCCAAAUAAUUUUAUAUUUUGAUGAUACACAUAGAUGACGACGUUACAUAUCACUUGUCCAGGCUAUACAUGUAUAUAGUUUCUUAGCCAUGCUUAAAUAUACUUAUGAUAUUCAGUCAAAAGUCUUUUUUUUUCAUAUUAAAUCUUAAAUUGUCUCUUUUAAUCAGUUUUAUUAAUAUUUUUAGAGAAACAUCUUUACAGUAUCCAAACCAGGCUGUUUGGUAUCUUGCUAUAUUCCUUAACAUUGAAACUAUUAUAAGAUUUUGUUGCAUCAUUUUACCUGUUUUGUGUUUAUUUUAUUAUCGCCAUAGAAACGUGGAAACGAGGUAAAGCAUUAUCAGUGAACUUCUGUUGUUUUAUGUUGUAUACUUUGUAAUAAAUUUUA